Molecule: messenger RNA, 4465 nt
Organism: Nematolebias whitei (Rio pearlfish)
Lineage: Eukaryota; Metazoa; Chordata; Actinopteri; Cyprinodontiformes; Rivulidae
Product: oxysterol-binding protein 1
Exons: 17
Coding region: 100-2418 (772 amino acids)
Cellular component (GO): intracellular membrane-bounded organelle; cytosol; membrane
Molecular function (GO): sterol binding
Source: RefSeq, a predicted model, not a curated record
GGGUGUCCCGAGUUAGCCGUGACUUCACUGCCUGUCUGGUUUCCUCAUCUGGCAUUUUGGACACGUCAAGAGCGGUAGCUUGACUGUUGAGGGAGUGUGAUGUCAGAAGCGAAGAACCCGGCCCCUGCUGGCGACACGUACAAAGGAUGGGUCUUCAAGUGGACGAACUACAUCAAGGGUUACCAGCGACGGUGGUUCGUGCUGAGCAAUGGGCUGUUGUCGUACUACAGGACCCAGGCAGAGAUGGGUCACACAUGCCGGGGCACGAUCAACUUGGCCACAGCAACCAUCACGGUGGACGACGCCUGCAACUUCGUCAUCUCUAACGGGGGGGCUCAGACGUACCACCUGAAGGCCAGCUGUGAGGUGGAGCGGCAGAAGUGGAUCACCGCCCUGGAGCUGGCUAAAGCCAAAGCUGUCCGCAUGCAGGCCGAGUCUGACGAUUCAGGCGACGACUUCUCUUCAUCGCCCCUCCCGGCGGCGCCCUGUCAGGGUGGGUGCUCGCAGAACCCCGAGGUCCACUCUACUCUCAGAACCCUGGGCAGCAAAGUGGAGGAUCUCAGCACCUGCAACGAUCUGAUCUCGAAGCACGGCUCUGCCCUCCAGAGGUCUUUGUCCGAACUGGACAGUUUACGUCUGAACACGGAGGCCGGGGAGAAGAUUCGCCAGGUGACGGAAAGAGCCACGCUGUUCCGCAUCACCUCCAACGCCAUGAUUAACGCCUGCAGGGACUUCCUCGCCCUGGCGCAGGCUCACAGUAAGCGAUGGCAGAAGGCGCUGCAGGCGGAGCGGGAGCAGAGGGUGCGACUGGAGGAGGCCUUGGAGCAGCUAGCUAAACAGCACAAUCACCUGGAGCGAGCGUUCAGAGGGGCGGCGCAGGCUAACGCCUCUGUGGACAGCAAGGGUGCUGUGGGGCCGGGGAAAGGCGAAGGCAGCGACGAGGAAGACGAAAACGAGUUUUUUGACGCCAUGGAGGAGGCUCCUGAAUUCAUCACUGUACCCGCUGACCCGCAGUUCCACAAAAGAUCGAGCAGCAACGCCAGCGGUCUCAACAGUGAAAUGUGCGCCGAUGAUCAGUCUCUCAACGAGGAGCCUCUGGCGAUGAACCAGGAGUCCCCCUCUCAGGACUUGGUGCCCCUAAAAAAGAGGCGAGUGCGCAUCCCGGACAAACCGAACUACUCCCUCAACCUGUGGAGCAUCAUGAAGAACUGCAUCGGCAAAGACCUGUCCAAGAUCCCGAUGCCUGUGAACUUCAACGAGCCAAUUUCCAUGCUGCAGCGUUUGUCCGAGGACCUUGAAUAUCACGAGCUGCUGGAUAAGGCCGCCAAGUGCCACAGCUCUCUGGAGCAGAUGUGCUACGUGACGGCCUUCUGCGUGUCCGCCUACUCCACCACCGUCUACCGCACGGGAAAGCCCUUCAACCCUCUGCUGGGGGAGACAUUUGAGCUGGACCGCCGAAGGGAAAGCGGCUACCGCUCCCUUUGUGAGCAGGUGAGUCACCACCCGCCGGCAGCGGCUCAUCAUGUGAUAUCUGAACGUGGCUGGACUCUGAGGCAGGAGAUCACCGUUGCCAGCAAGUUUAGAGGAAAAUACUUGUCCAUUAUGCCUUUAGGCACAAUACAUGCAUCCUUUGCUAAGAGCAACAAUCACUACACGUGGAAGAAAGUCACCACCACAGUGCACAACAUUAUUGUAGGGAAGCUAUGGAUCGACCAGUCUGGGGAGAUCGAUGUCGUGAACCACACCACAGGAGAUCGCUGCCACCUGAAGUUUGCACCUUACAGCUAUUUCUCCAGAGACGUAGCCAGAAAGGUGACGGGUGUGGUGAUGGACAAGGAUGGAAAGGCCCACUACGUGCUGUCAGGCACGUGGGACGAGAAGAUGGAGUUUUCCCGGGUGAUGCAGAGCAGCCGAGGAGGAGAGAACGGCACCGAGGGCAAACAGAAGACGGUUUAUCAAACCCUCAAAGCCAGAGAACUGUGGAAGAGAAACCCUCUACCUGACGGAGCAGAAAACAUGUACUUCUUCACGGCUCUGGCCCUGACCCUGAACGAGCUCGAGGAGGGCGUGGCGCCCACCGACAGCCGGCGGCGGCCUGACCAGCGUCUGAUGGAGGACGGCCGCUGGGACGAAGCCAACGGCGAAAAGCAGCGUCUGGAGGAGAAGCAGCGUAGCGCUCGGCGCGAGCGCGAACGGGAGGCCGCGAGCCAGCGCGCCUCCAGCCAAUCAGACGACGCUGUCGAUGAGGACUCUUUUGCUGAUCACUCCCUCAAAAGUGCGCCUCACGACAACUACAGAGCCCGGUGGUUCGAGCUCUGCCAGGACCAGUUCACAGGUGAGCAAGUUCAUAUCUAUAAGGGAGGCUACUGGGAAGCCAAGGAGCUCGGCAGCUGGGAGGGAUGCCAGGAUAUAUAUUGACCUCGGCGCUGGACGACCAUCACAACGCCCCCCCGGUUGUCCCCACCCCUUCUUCUUGGAUGACUGCUUCCCUCCAGCCGCUCUCUGUUCUAAGAGAUCCCCCCGGACGGUCACUGCUGUCUUGAGAGGAAACAAGAAAGAGAGCAAUUCUUCACCUCCUGCGUCCCACUUCGGCUGUCGUUUCCUUAAAGUCUUUAUUGCUGUCGUUUAUCUGAGGGGACUGGAGUUUAAACGAGAAAAUGUCUUUGGGGUUCUUGGUUCGGGUCAGCGUAAGGAGGAAGGAAUGAAAUAAGCUGUGCUUCCAGUCAGUCAGAUCAGGAGCAGAACAAGUUUCGAAGCGGACCCCAGCCUGCGUGUUAAUGUGGCUCCUCUGGUGAUAACGCUAAAACGAUUACGGAACAACUUGGGUAAUAUAUUCGUUUCUAUUUAAAUCUGAUUGCGGAGUUGUUAAAAUGUCAACUAGUGGCCUUCAAAACAUUAAGAAUUCUUGUGUUUGUCUCUGAUUUUAGUGUCUUAAUGUAACGUUGUGAAGGUUUGCUUGUGUUCGUGUGUAUGACGGCGUUUCAGCUCUUCCAUUAUUAAAACAACAAAACACGGCAGCUGUGGAUCACAGUGUGCUUAAGACUUGAUUGUCUGGAAUACUUGUCGACCAUCAACACUGUCAUAUUUUAUCUUUUUUUUUUUCCUUCAAUGUAGGCCUAAGGGAAAAUGUAAACAAAAACAAAAGUCAUGGGUCGGGUACAAGGUCUAAAUGUGUAUCGUUGCCUUAAAAAGGAGCAAACUGCUUCAGCUUGUAUUUACGUCACAGCUACAAGAACAAAUCUAAAUUUACGGUGAGUUUCUCAUACAAACACUUUGUCCUCUGUUAAAGGGAUAGCUUCAAUCUUUUCAAUUGGGGUUUUGUGGAAAGGUUAUUAGCAGUUAGUAUCUUACCUGUUGUCGAUAACUUUUUGAACAACCUCAAAUUGGAGGAAUAUGGUUUAAUUUGGUCCAGAAUAAUAAGCAAACUGCUAAAUGAGGCAAGCUAAGCUUAAAGUGGAUUGCUAAUGUCCUAAAACAUCUGCAGUUGAGAAAUUUAGUUUAGUAUUUUACGUUAACGCUAUUUUUAUUUAUUUUUUUGCAAUGCCAGACAUUUGAAGUUACAUGACUCAGCAGAAAUGGAGGCGCCAUAGCUAUACCAGAAAUUAGCUAGCUGCUGCCUUAACGUAAAAAAAUAAAUAAAUAAACAUUUUAAAUUAAUUUAAUAAAACUGUAAGGAUUAAUAAAAAACGUUCGAACGAACCUUUAGAAAAUUUUAGAAAUUGGAGUUUUAGGUGAGCAGCAAUCCUCUUUAAUCUUUUUUAGUCAAUCCAGUCUCAGUGAAACUAAUUCUCCAAUCUGAGGUUCUUCAAAGAGCUAUCUACAACAGGUAAGAUAUUGAUUGCUUAUAACCUUUCCACAGAAUGUCACUUGUAAAGCUCUGAAAUCCAUUUUAAAAUCUCACUUGAAUGGUUUUAUUCCACAACUGUUAAUAAAACGACUCCUUUGUCCCAGUAUUGGAAUAUUUUGUCAUAAAAAAAAACGAGUUGGAUUAAAAUUCAACCAAUUUUCAAAGCUGAGGUGAGUUGGUACGUUAAAAAAAAAAUCCAUAAACUAAACGCUGUGCUGAAAAUAAAAAAAGACACAUCGUGUGUCUGCUGAGGAGUUCGCACAUAUGCAAGUAUAAUUUAACACCAAAAACACGAGGUGUGUGUGUGUUUGUGUGCAAUCCAUCAAUUUCUUUGUAAGUGUACUUAAAACAUGAAGAAUAAGCGGAAGAGUUUAAAAACUUUGCAAAUAACGAGUUUAUAAAUGUGUAGAAAUUCACACGAUAGUAUUGACAACCGUAUUGUAGUUUCUUUUUCUUUUCUCCGAUGUUUUUGGGUUCUUGUAAUAUUUGGAGAAGAUUGUCUUCAUUUUCAGGAAAAAGGGAGUUUAUGUACUUGACUCGGCAGAGACAUGACGUCGUUCAGUAUUUUGUAUUUGCACAGAUUUCAAAACAAUCUGUAAUAAAUACUGACAUGUCAAA